Messenger RNA from Cricetulus griseus (Chinese hamster), 3853 nucleotides. Lineage: Eukaryota; Metazoa; Chordata; Mammalia; Rodentia; Cricetidae. The record is from RefSeq and is a predicted model, not a curated record.
CAGGCCAGGAGCAUGGGGAGGACAAGGCCCUGGCUUUCAGAGAUGGGGACUCAGUGGGACCCCGCAGGCCUCAAGGUAGCUCCUACCGCCCCGCGGCCGGACUGCGGACGUCUGUCCUAGGAUAUGGCCUUGAGAUGGUCCCCAAGGCCAGUUCUCUCCCUCACUGCUUCCCCGUCUCUGCCCUCUGCUGUCCAGGCAGCUGUGAGGACGGCUUCCUGCAGGGCGCCUCCCCGCUGGCGUCUCCGAGAGGUUCCCCGAAGGGGUCUCCGGUGCCCGGCCUAGCCCGGACAGGGACCCCGUUGCCCGCGCCGCAGGUCCCGAGGGUGGAUUUGCAAGGAGCAGAGCUCUGGAAGCGCUUUCACGAAAUAGGCACGGAGAUGAUCAUCACAAAAGCUGGCAGGCGCAUGUUUCCAGCAAUGCGAGUGAAGAUCUCUGGAUUAGAUCCUCACCAGCAGUAUUACAUUGCUAUGGAUAUUGUGCCCGUGGACAACAAGAGAUACAGGUAUGUUUACCACAGUUCUAAAUGGAUGGUGGCAGGCAAUGCUGAUUCCCCUGUGCCACCCAGGGUAUAUAUUCAUCCAGACUCGCCUGCCUCUGGGGAGACUUGGAUGCGACAAGUGGUCAGCUUCGACAAGCUGAAACUUACUAACAACGAGCUGGACGAUCAAGGCCAUAUUAUUCUUCAUUCUAUGCACAAAUACCAGCCACGUGUGCAUGUCAUCCGUAAAGACUGUGGGGAUGACCUUUCCCCCAUCAAGCCUGUUCCUUCUGGGGAGGGAGUGAAGGCUUUCUCCUUCCCAGAAACAGUCUUCACCACCGUCACCGCGUAUCAGAAUCAGCAGAUCACUCGCCUUAAGAUAGACAGGAAUCCAUUUGCUAAAGGUUUCCGAGACUCUGGGAGGAACAGAAUGGGAUUGGAAGCCCUGGUGGAGUCAUAUGCAUUCUGGAGACCAUCACUACGGACUCUAACUUUUGAAGAUAUACCUGGAAUUCCAAAGCAAGGAAAUACAAGUUCUUCCACUCUACUCCAAGGUACCGGGAAUGGUGUUCCUGCCGCACACCCUCACCUGUUGUCUGGCUCCUCCUGCUCCUCUCCCGCCUUCCAUCUAGGGCCGAACACCAGCCAGCUGUGUAGUCUGGCUCCAGCUGAUUACUCUGCCUGUGCCCGUUCGGGCCUCACCCUCAACCGCUACAGCACAUCCUUGGCAGAGACCUACAAUAGGCUCACCAACCAGAGCAGUGAGACCUUUGCUCCACCCAGGACUCCCUCCUAUGUGGGUGUGAGCAGUAGCCCAUCUGUGAACAUGUCUAUGGGUGGCACUGAUGGAGACACCUUCAGCUGCCCGCAGAGCAGCCUGUCCAUGCAGAUUUCAGGGAUGUCCCCUCAACUCCAGUACAUCAUGCCAUCGCCAUCCAGCAAUGCCUUUGCUGCUAACCAGACCCACCAGGGUUCCUACAACGCUUUCCGGUUACAUAGUCCCUGUGCCUUGUAUGGAUAUAACUUCUCCACGUCCCCCAAACUGGCUGCCAGUCCUGAGAAAAUUGUUUCUUCCCAAGGAAGUUUCUUGGGGUCCUCACCAAGUGGGACCAUGACUGAUCGGCAGAUGUUGCCCCCCGUGGAAGGAGUGCACCUGCUUAGCAGUGGGGGCCAGCAGAGUUUCUUUGACUCCAGGACCCUAGGAAGCUUAACUCUGUCAUCUUCUCAAGUGUCUGCACAUAUGGUCUGAUGAAACCUUUAAGUUAAACUAACUACAUUUGAAUCUAAUGGAUCUUUCUUAGUUUUGAAGGAGGCCACAUGGAAAAUAUGUACAUAUAGUAGAAAAUGAAGGCUCCCUGAGGAUUUUUACUUUCUCCUGGCAAGACUGUAAUUAUCUAUGGCAUGUAUAUAUGCUAUAUAUUCACAGCAUGUAGUAUCCUGAAGGCUUCUGACUGCCAUGUUUAUCCAGUGUUGCAGAAUAUUAACUACAUAUACUGUGUUUAUCCAGAACAACCAGACUCUAAAAGCAAAACGAUACACUUGAAUGUUGGUAAUGAUACUAACCAAAGACUUUUCUAAUGCUCCCAUGCAAAGUGAUGGGGUCCAUUACUGCAGUCUGACACAUACCUAACCAAAGAUUUGUAACUUCAUCUAUCAGAAGAGUGCUCUGAGCAGUUUGUAUUUGAGUGUUGGUAGCAAUUGAUUUCUAUUAUUCUUGGACAUGAUGUGAGACUCUCCAGUGCAAAUGCCAGCUAAUUAUUAGUGUAUUUCUGAGAUAUCUACAACAAUAAAGGCUUAGCUUUUCAUUCCUGCUUAUUCUUAUUUACUGCAGACCUUGGACCUAAAAAUCCAUAGCUUGACUGAUGGUUUUUUUUCCUGAAGGAAGGUAGAGGAGACCCUUGUGACUUUUCACUUUCUAUUGGACAAAAAAUCUUAAUUACCUGCCAAAAAUUACAUCUGUACUAUUUUAAAAUUGUUUCCCCACUUCAUUUAGUUGAUCAAGAAGGCCAUUAAAAAUUUCCUGUAAACAUUUUUAAGUUCGAGUUUUCACCAGGGAAGGGGUUGGAUAGUAUGGUAUGAGGAAUUGCAAAAAAGAAAAUAAGUCGACCUCAGAUUCUUUUGUCUCAACGAGUAAUGUCUAUUUAUUUAUUAAUUUUAAAUUAGAGGAAUAAUGUUAUCCACCCCUAGGCCUUUGUGUGGCUUGUUUUUUAGAUUUAGGAUCAUUCUCUAUCUUUGAGCUGCCUGACCCCUGGUCUGUGAGUAAGGAAAAAGCAUUUCUGCCACUUAUUUAUGUCUCAUAACUCCUACAAAUUGAACAGUUCCCCCUCCCUAGCCUUAUCUCCCUGUCUGACUCCUUUUCCAAAGCAGACAGGUCUUGCCUUUAUGGUGCUAAUGCUGCAAGGAAUUUCAGAGGGUUAUCUCCAGCAAUCUGUCUUGUGCUUGUAGUCAAAGGCCAAAGUCCAUUACUAGAAAGGCCUCCAAGGAGGACCAAGGAGGAAGAUACUCAUUAUGAUAAGUGAGCUAUAAAACUUUUAACCUCAAUAGCAUUUUAACUUUGGAAGUGAAGAAAUGAAAACAGGAUUGACUUUUAAAAGUGCCUAAAAUGAACACAUGACAAGUUCAAAAUAAGGAACUUUGAUAGUAGAUCAUGAGAUAAACAGAAAAAAGUGAAGCAUGCAGGAUGGUGCACAGUUCCUUGUGUUGAGAAACUAAAGUGAUGUGUCUGCCCAGCUGCUCCUUACAUUUUGUGUACAUCAAAUGAAAAGAAUGCUUUCCUUUUGUUUAUUCAUAGGCUUGCUCUAUAUUGUCCCUAAUUUGGAUGGGGAAGGAGCCUCUAUCCCAGUUUACUUUUUUACUGAACAGGAUCAUUGUUGGAUAUUUAGGGGAAUGUUAUGUUUAGACAGAACACAUUCUGGACUUGUCUCUGUUUAUAGAUACCGACAAAUUUCACCAUGGAUUUUAUAAGGAGGUCAUCAAGUUAAUAGCAAUUUGAAAAUCUAAGAUUAGCAUCAAGGAGCAUGAAAUAUGUGCAGUAGGUAGCUCUAGCUAAGGUUUUAUGCAUGGUCUUGCUAACUUGGCAGAGAUUUGGAAAAAAGACUUUACACCAAGUGGAACAUUUUUCUUUUUGUUGUUGGUAAUUUGAGAUGACAUUAUCAUCUGAGUAGACAUUUUUAAAAAUUGUUUUGGUAAAAUUUAGAAAUAUUGCACCAAUGCUGUUUCUUUUAGGUUUUGCUGUAAAUAAUAAUAACCAUGUCACUCCAAAGACUAACCUUUUAUUAUUGUACUAAAUGACAUAUAUACAUUGAUAAUUAUAAUUAUCUGUAUUUUAUUAAGAAGUGCUUAAGAAAUUAUAUUAAAGUACAUUAUUGAACCUUU